Molecule: messenger RNA, 1720 nt
Organism: Rhipicephalus sanguineus (brown dog tick)
Lineage: Eukaryota; Metazoa; Arthropoda; Arachnida; Ixodida; Ixodidae
Product: ubiquitin-conjugating enzyme E2 R2
Exons: 5
Coding region: 157-957 (266 amino acids)
Biological process (GO): protein polyubiquitination; ubiquitin-dependent protein catabolic process
Molecular function (GO): ubiquitin conjugating enzyme activity
Source: RefSeq, a predicted model, not a curated record
GUUGACGUCACGGGCAACCAUCUUUGUGGUGUUUUGACAUAGCUAGCAGCGAGUUCGCUGCUUUUUCAUUGUAGUUCUUGCGAGGAUAGGUAGUGACCGCGAGGUCUGCCGGCCCGAGCUCUCCUUCCUUGUGCCGCAGACCUUAGGCUCGGUAGUAUGGCACAGCAGCCAACGAGUAGUGCACUACGAGCCCUGGGCCUAGAAUUCAAGAGCCUCCAGGAGGAACCCGUUGAAGGUUUUCGGGUAAAACUGGUCAACGAUGACAAUCUCUUCGAAUGGGAAGUGGCCAUCUUCGGCCCGCCCGACACGCUCUACGAGGGUGGAUAUUUCAAGGCACACAUGAAGUUUCCACCAGACUACCCGUACUCUCCUCCAACGGUACGCUUCCUCACCAAAGUUUGGCAUCCCAACGUCUACGAAAAUGGGGACCUGUGCAUCUCUAUUCUUCAUCCGCCCAUUGACGACCCUCAGAGUGGUGAGCUGCCCUGUGAACGUUGGAAUCCCACACAGAAUGUCAGGACUAUCUUGCUCAGCGUCAUCUCACUGUUGAACGAGCCCAACACUUUCUCUCCAGCCAACGUAGAUGCCUCAGUCAUGUAUCGGCGCUGGAAAGAUUCUAAGGGUGCUGAUAAAGAGUAUGAAAACAUCAUACGGAAGCAAGUGUCAGCCACGCGACUCGAGGCUGAUCGUGACAACGUGACCGUGCCAACUACCAUCGACGAGUAUUGUGUCAAGCAUAGGCAGAAAGUGACCGACGACUCUGCGAUGUCUGCCGAAGCCGACAUGACUGACUUUUAUGAUGACGACUACGACGAUGACUUGGAAGACGACGAGGAAGAUGAAGAAGUAGAAGAGGAAGAAGACGCGGGUCGCGGUGACGGCCACCAGGUUGGGCGCCGUAGCACAGGACCGCCUCAUUACAAGGAUGACGAUGACUCGGGCAACGGUGAGUCCUGAUUGCCUGCCCCACGGCGACACCAACAACAACGACCUGAAGGCGCCACCGUUGCUGCCGGCACUGGUGAGAGGUUCCUGCAGAGGUGUCCAACUGUCUCCAAGAGCAGUCGCCAGUGCAGCAGCCAGCAGGGGAUUGUGUUUUCCGUUCAGGGAUGACAUUUCGUUUUUCGGGACAUGGGUCGCACUUGAGGUGGGCACCAUCCCCUGCCCCACGUGUGCGCAGGCAAGAAGGGUCGGUCGUCACAUUGCGCCUCUGUCAACACCUGUCUUCUGUGUUGUCCGCUUUUAAUUUUAAUACUUGAGUACAUGUGGUACACACAGUGUUUGCCGCGAGGGCAGUGGUGUCAGCGCUUUUGACAAGGUUGCACAGUCAGUCUGGCCAGCCCAAUCCACUGCUGCUGUAGACCGUCACGCAGGCCACAACGUCCAUCGAUCAUGCGUCUGCGAGACUGAGGUUUUCUCAAGCCAUUUUACUUGUUUCUUGUUGUGUCGGUUUGGUUCUGAGCUAUUUAAGGACUAUUUAUAGACAUGACGCCACGCCUGUGUGUGCAAGUACCAGCUAGAGUGUUUCGUUAACUUUUCUCUUGUCUUUUAUUUUGUUUGUGAGUGGAACCUGUCUGAAUGCUUUCUGCCGUCUUUUCAAACGCACAUAUGCUGCCGGUGCGCGUGAUGCAAGAAAGUGCUAAGGUGUGUUAGUUGGCUGCAAGUUUCAUGAAGACACAGAUGAAGGCAGUGACUUAAGAAUAAAGUGGUGAAAGACGUG